AUGUACCCACACGCCGGUCCUGGCGGGGGACCUGGGUUCGUGCACGGCGGGCGUCACGGACGGCGCGGUGAUGGGGCGGUGCGGAGCGCGCAGCUGGACGAGUUCCGGGCCAACAAGUCACGCAAAUGGGAGCUUCGGGACAUCUUUGGGUAUAUUGUCGAGUUCAGCGGGGACCAGCACGGGUCGAGGUUCAUCCAGCAGAAGCUCGAGUCUGCGUCGAGCGAGGAGAUGGAGAUCGUGUUCGACGAGAUCGUGCCGCAGUACGCCGUACAGCUCAUGCAGGACGUCUUUGGCAACUACGUGGUGCAAAAAAUGUUUGAGUAUGGUACGGCGGCGCAGAAGGCGCGUCUUGUGAGCACGAUGGAAGGCCAAGUUCUCGGCCUUUCGCUGCAGAUGUACGGUUGCCGAGUGGUUCAGAAGGCGAUUGAGUACGUGGGACCUGACCAGCAAGUCAUGUUUGUUCAAGAGCUCAGUCCGAGCGUCCUGCGGUGUGUCAAGGAUGCGAAUGGCAACCAUGUCAUUCAAAAGAUCAUCGAGCACGUGGUCCCAGAACGUCUCGCGUUCGUGAAUGCGUUCCGUGGCAGCGUCUACGAGCUCUCUACACAUCCCUAUGGCUGUCGCGUCCUCCAACGGUGCUUCGAGUACUUGCCGGACGAGCAGACAAGGCCUCUCCUUGACGAGCUGCACAAGUAUGUCUCGAACCUCAUGAUUGACCAGUUCGGGAACUACGUCGUUCAGUUCGUCUUGGAGCACGGCACGCCGCAGGACCGGGCCAUGAUCAUCGCCAAGCUCACUGGGCAGAUGAACAACAUGGCGAAGCACAAGUUCGCGUCGAACGUGUGCGAGAAGGCCUUGGUCACUGCGGACCCGGACAGCCGUCGACAGCUCAUCGACGAGAUCAUGACUCCGAAGCAGCAGGACGGUCCCAGCCCUCUCAUGAGCCUCAUGAAGGAUUCCUUCGGGAACUACGUCCUCCAGCGGGCUCUCACGGUCGCUGAGGGCGAGCAGAAGGAGCAGCUGAUCAGCAAGGUCCGCCCGCAUUUGGUCAACAUGAGGAGGUACUCGAGCGCGUACAGCAAGCAUCUCUCGGCCAGUAAGUGUAAUUUCGUUCGAUCCGCUCGUCACAUCGAGCUCACAGUGCAUGUAGUUGAGCGGCUUCUCGAGAAGUUCUCUUCCAACGCGCCCUCUAGUGAAGUCACCCCAGUCGAGGGGCCGACCGAUUUUACCUCUUAG
Messenger RNA from Dichomitus squalens LYAD-421 SS1, 1233 nucleotides. RefSeq names its product ARM repeat-containing protein. Gene Ontology annotation, biological process: nuclear-transcribed mRNA catabolic process, deadenylation-dependent decay. Bases 1 to 1233 code for a protein of 410 amino acids. Lineage: Eukaryota; Fungi; Basidiomycota; Agaricomycetes; Polyporales; Polyporaceae. The transcript is spliced from 7 exons. Gene Ontology annotation, molecular function: mRNA 3'-UTR binding. The record is from RefSeq and is a predicted model, not a curated record. Gene Ontology annotation, cellular component: cytoplasm.